GGACUUACAGUUCCGAGACAGGGACUGCGCAGGCGCGUUCCGGGACCCGGCGGAGGAAGGGAAGGCCUGGCUGUCCAGCGGAAUCCGCCUGGACGCACGGACCUCGCGGACCCGACCGGAGCAGAGAAGACUCAAGUGCAAAGAGCUGAGGUGCUUACACGACCACCGCACAGGAACGAAGCGUCGGAGUGUGGAAUCGAGACCUGUUCUACUGCACUCCAGAGCACAUGUUCUUUCUACUCUGCCAUAAUGUUUGGGACAAAAUUGAAUCAUGAGGGUUUUUUUUUUUUCCAUUACAAAUGUAACACAUCGCUCCUGCGUACGGCUGGGAUGAGUCACUGGCACCAGACGUGCCCUCCUGCGAAAAACAGCUAUGAAACUGGACAAAAUACAGGAGGGCCACUGUUUUCAGGCGUUGAACAGUGGAAAGAGGACUGCGAUCCUUGAGAAGAGAUGAUGGUGAAGACUCAGAGACAAGCUCUGUGACUAUUCGAGAGACACCUCGAAAAAAGAGCAUUUCUGAAGAUUCAGCUUCCCCAGUAGAGGGACCUUUAAGGGCCAUGCUUGGAGAUGCCCAGGUGGGGAAACCCUUGGCAUGUCACUAUCGGUCGGAGGACGCAAGAAAGCAGGAGAGGCAUUUGAGGUGUUUAUUUGCUACUCCCAAGGGAGACACCUCAGGGGAGAGAGGCCUUGGGUGUAACGAGCUUGGGAGAAGCCUCCGGCAGGCCUCUGCCCUCAUCAGGAAGCAACGAGUGCCCUUUGGAGACAGGCCCCAGAAGUGGGGCAGGCCCUGGAAGAGCUUGAAACGCCAAAGGAUGUUCGUGGAGAAGAAACCAUUUAACUGCACGGAAUGUGGGAAAGCCUUCAUUUACCAUUCAGACUAUAUUCUCCAUCAGCGAAUUCACACCGGGGAGAAGCCCUACAGGUGCCGUGACUGUGGGAAGGCGUUCAGCAACAGCUCGUAUUUCAUUCAGCACCACAUCAUCCAAACAGGCGAGAAGCCCUAUGCCUGCCGUGCAUGUGGCAAGACCUUCACUCAGAGCUCUUCACUUACCGAGCAUCAGAGGAUUCACACCGGAGAGAAGCCCUACAAAUGCAAGGACUGCGGGAAGGCCUUCACACAGAGCUCAUCCCUCAUCAAACACCAGCGGUGCCACACCGGGGAGAAGCCCUAUAAAUGCGGCCGGUGUGGGAAGUUCUACUCGCAGGUCUCCCACCUCACCCGCCACCAGAAAAUCCACACGGGGGAGAAGCCCUACCAAUGUGGAGAGUGCGGCAAGGCCUUCUGUCACACCUCCUCCCUGACCCAACACCAGACCACCCACACCGGGGAGAAACCCUACAAAUGUAACGAGUGUGGGAAAACGUUCAGCCACAGCUCAUCCCUGACUGAGCACCAGCGAGUCCACACUGGAGAAAAACCCUAUGAGUGCACUGAUUGUGGCAAAGCCUUCAGCCACAGCUCGUCCCUGACCCAGCAUCAGUGAAUUCACACUGGCGAGAAGCCCUACGCGUGUCACAAGUGCGGGAAGGCUUACACGCAGAUUUCCCACCUCAUGAGGCACCAGAGCACUCACGUGGGGGAAAAGCCUUACGUAUGCAACGAAUGUGGGAAGGCUUUCAGCCACACCUCAUCCUUUACUCAGCACCAGACCAUCCACACCGGUGAGAAGCCCUACAAAUGUACGGAGUGUGGGAAAACCUUCAGCCAGAACUCCUCCCUCACACGCCACCAGAGGAUUCACACAGGGGAGAAACCCUAUGAAUGUAAAGUGUGUGGGAAAGCCUAUACCCAGAUCUCCCACCUCAUUCAACACCAGAGGAUUCACACUGGAAAGAGGCCCUACGAGUGCAGCGAGUGUGGGAAAGCCUUCAGCCAGAGCACGCACCUCAUUGAGCACCAGAAGAUCCACACUGGCGAGAAGCCCUAUAAGUGUAAGGAGUGUGGGAAAACCUUCAGUCACAACUCAUCCCUCACUCAACAUCAGAAGAUUCACACCGGCGAGAAGCCCUACGCCUGCAAGGAAUGUGGGAAGGCCUUCAACCAGAGCAUCCACUUAAUCCAACACCAAAGGAUUCACACUGGAGAGAAGCCUUACAAGUGUAGUGACUGUGGGAGAACCUGUACCCAGAUCUCACACCUUCUCCAACAUCAGAAGGUCCACACUGGCAGCAAACGCUACGCAUGUGAGGAGUGUGGAGAGGGUUUCAGCUGGAGUUCACACCUGACUGAACACCAGAGGCUUCAUACUGGCCAGAAUGCCUACCUCUGUGAUGAUUUUGAGAAAGCCUUUGCUUGGGGCACACAGCUUGCUGAACAUCAGAGAACUCAUGCUGAUUAGACAACCUGAGUGUGUGAUGAGCUGGCUGUCCUGCUGUUAGGUUCCAUCCCACCUUCAUCAACACUAGGAACCCUAGGAAAAAUUUUGCCUUCAGGAACAGAUGGAUCCAGGUGCAUAAAUGGCCUUUCAGCAAUCUGCUCUUCAUCAACACUAGGAACUCCCCAGAGAAGGAUGCUGGCGCCAUAUGUUGAGACGGUUUGUUCCUUUGUUCCCUAGAGGGAAGGUGGCACAGUUUUUCACUAACUGCGACAGGUUCUGAUCAUUCUGGGGGCUUCCCUUGCAUAUUUCCUCCACCCUGCCAUGUCCCUAGAUCGUGGUAUAGUUAGAGGGUGGUCCAAAAGGGAUGCCAUUUCAUCUGGGACCUUCACCAAGAACAGCUCUCUCCAAGCUUCUUAAACUGAUUCAUCCUUCCUUAUACUGGAGCCUGAGCUGGGCGCGGUGGCUCACACCUGUAAUCCCAGCACUUUGGGAGGCCGAGGUGGGUGGAUCACGAGGUCAGGAGAUUGAGACCAUCCUGGCUAACAAGGUGAAACCCCUUCUCUACUAAAAAUACAAAAAUUAUCCAGGCGUGGUGGUGGGCGCCUGUAGUCCCAGCUACUCGGGAGGCUGAGGCAGGAGAAUGGCAUGAACCCGGGAGGUGGAGCUUGCAGUGAACCGAGAUUGCGCCACUGCAUUCCAGCCUGGGCAACAGAGCAAGACUCCAUCUCAAAAAAAAAAAGAAACUUAAACUGGAGCCUGAAUAUUCAAUGGGGGAAGACAGCUAUAAAGAUUAACCCUUUAAAGUAACAUUUUUAGUUUCCUUUGAAACUUUAAGCUACAAAUAUCAGAAUCUGCAGUUGGCUUAAACAAUAAAUAUGUUUCAUAUAAAUAUGGAUAUAAAUAUAAAUGUUUCACAUAUUUAUAGACAUUUUUAAUGUCCUAUUGUUUCUGUUUAUUAUGUUUCCAGGAUCUAUGCUUUACAAAGCUAUUGUUCUGUUCUUUUAUUUAUUUAUUUAUUUAUUUAUUUUUUGAGACAGAAUAUUGCUGUGUUACCAGGCUGGAGUGCAGUGGCAUGAUCUCAGCUCACUGCAGCCUCCACCUCCUGGGUUCAAGCGAUUCUCCUACAUUAGCCUCCCAAGAAGCUGGGAUUACAGGCACCUGCCACCACUCCCAGCUAAUUUUUGUUAUUUUUAGUAGACGUGGGGUUACACCAUGUUGGCCAGGCUGGUCUCAAACACCUGGCCUCAUGUGAUCCUCCUCCGUCGGCCUCCCAAAGUGUUGGGAUUACAGGCGUGAGCUCCCGUGCCCGGCCUACAAAGUGAUUGUUCUAUUAAGCGUCAUGUUGUUAAGCAUCACUGUUUAUUCACGCCCAAGGGGAGAUUUUUUAUUUUGUUAUUAUUUUUUUGAGACAGAGUCUUAAUCUGUCGCCCAGGCUGGAGUGCAGUGGCGUGACCUUGGCUCACUGUAAGCCCCACCUCCCAAGGGGAGACUUUUAAUCAUAUUUUUAAAACAUAGUAUUAUUUUUCAUUUAAUAAUUAUAUAUAUAUAUAUUUUUUUUUU
Messenger RNA from Pan troglodytes (chimpanzee), 3881 nucleotides. Its product is annotated as zinc finger protein 345. Lineage: Eukaryota; Metazoa; Chordata; Mammalia; Primates; Hominidae. The transcript has 3 exons. Gene Ontology annotation, biological process: regulation of transcription by RNA polymerase II. The record is from RefSeq and is a predicted model, not a curated record. Gene Ontology annotation, molecular function: RNA polymerase II cis-regulatory region sequence-specific DNA binding; DNA-binding transcription factor activity.